AUGGCUGAAAAUUCUGUUAAUGAAGAAAAUUCUUCGUUGACUAAUGAACAAAUUGAGUAUACUCUAAAAUCAAUAAGUGACGAAAAUUCUUCGUUGACUAGUGAACAGAUUGAAUAUGCUCUAACAUCAAUAUAUGAUGUUACGAAGACGAUCUUCAAAUAUUUACCAUUACGAUCAAUUGAUACAUGUUCAACUGUAUGUCGUUCCUGGUAUGAGCUGGCAAAAUUAAUUAAGUCUCGUCGACAUACAUUUCAUACAAUCACUUAUCCAUCAGACAUUAAUACCGGAAAUUUUUCUAAUUUAUCUUCAGGAAUGCUGAGUGAUUUUGAUAUUUUUAUUGAUAAUACAAUACAAGAACAUUUAUGGUCUGUGCCGUGUUUUGCAUUGGUACUCAGUACAAAUAUAUUAGCAACAAAAGGUUUUUAUUCAUUACCGUCAUCAUCAACAACCACUGAUACCCAACAACCUCCACCAAAACAACGUCGUUUAAGAUCAUCAACAAGUGCAACAAUGACUCAACGUUAUGAUAUUGAUCAAGCAUUAUUAAAACAUUUGCCUCAGUCUUGCUCUUGUAUGUUUGUGGUCUCUGAAGGAAUAAUUUCAUCAUCAAAAAUUCCAAAUCAGAAUACGUAUUAUACAAAUGAACUUGAAUCAACUGAUGCCAUCGGUAUAUUAUUGAUGCCAAAAAUGACAUCGUCCAUGUUCGGUGUUUAUCCGUUUCAAAUUCCGUCGGAUACAAACAUAUCCAAUGAUAUGUCACGCUCAGAUUUGCAUAGAUUUUUGGGAAAUGUUCCCAAUGAUGUUGAUAUUCGUUGUAUCAUUUUCUUUUUUAUUCAACGUCAGUCAUCUGCCAUGGAUUGUUUAAAAAAAUUAUUAGAAUUUUAUCAUAAUCGAAUAGCAGUUACCGGUGGUUUUGUCGAAAAAAUUUGGUAUGAUGAUAGAAAAAUUAAAUCAAAACAAACAUCGCCCUGUGAUGCAUGUGGAAUUGUAUUUACAGGGAAUAAUAUCCGUGUAGGGCAAAUUGUUUUAGAAAGUUUUGUUACUAAAAAAACGGAUAUCAAACAAAAAAUAGAAAAAUUAAAAUACAUUAUGGAUGGUAGACGAUCAUUAUCAUUUGGACUUCAAGUCUCGUGUGUUGGACGUGGAACUAAUUUACAUAAUGAUACGAAUAUCGAAUGUAAUAUUUUUCGAUCAUUAUUUCCAUCAACACCGUUAGUAGGCGUGUUCGGUAAUGGAGAGUUGGGACACGAUUAUCUACCAAAUUAUGACGAUAGCAACAGUACAACUAAUCAGAAUGUAGCAAAAACAAUAAAAAAAGAAACAGGAAAAAGUUUUUUUCGUGGUUAUAGUUCAGUGUUUACUCUUAUUUCUAUUCCUUACUGA
Molecule: messenger RNA, 1383 nt
Organism: Didymodactylos carnosus
Lineage: Eukaryota; Metazoa; Rotifera; Eurotatoria; Philodinida; Philodinidae
Source: the annotation of a GenBank genome assembly